GCGCAAGCGACCGAGCAGACGAACACGCGGAUGCUGGUCCAAACGCCCGUGCUGCUGAGGCCCAGAUUCGCCAAGACCUUUUCUCCGCAUUCACGCCUUCUUCGCGACGACCCGCGCCUCGCAGACAUGGGCAAGAAGGGAAAGAAGUUCAAGAAGCGGGUGGACCAACCCAAGAAGGAACGGCCACAACACACAAACUACGUAGAGUUGGUCAGAGAGAAUAAAGACUUUGAAACAUAUUACAAGGCCCAGAAAAUUGUUCCGGAAGAGGAAUGGGACGAAUUCCUGUCCUGCAUGAAGACCAACCUCCCAGCUGCCUUCCGCCUGACAGGGAGCAAGAGCAUGGCCCGGGCCCUCCUCAAGGUGCUCACCAAGAGCUUCUUUGAGCCCCUGUCACAGCUGGUGCCACCUGAGCUCACUGAGGAGGAGAUCAAGGCAGGCGAGGAGCCAGUCAAGCCCCUGCGCCCAAUCUGUCUGCCAUGGUACCCUGACAACCUCGCCUGGCAGUUGAACUUGACACGACGCAACAUCCGUAGAUGCGAGGCCUACUGGCAGCUGCACCAGUGCCUCAUCUCGGAGACAGAGACAGGCAACAUCAGUAGGCAGGAAGCUGUUAGUAUGAUCCCUCCGCUAGUGCUCAAUGUUGAACCACAUCAUAAGAUAUUAGACAUGUGUGCAGCCCCAGGAAGCAAGACAGCGCAGUUGAUUGAGUUCCUUCAUUGUUCUGAGGAUGAGUUGGGAGCAGCCAUUCCCCAAGGGAUUGUUGUUGCAAAUGAUGUUGACAACCGCCGUUGCUACAUGUUGACACAUCAGGCCAAGCGUCUCCAGAGCCCCUCCAUCAUUAUUACCAAUCAUGAUGCUGCCUUCAUGCCCAAGAUCUACCAUACUCGGAAGGAUGGAAGUGUCGGGCCUCUCAAGUACGACCGCAUCUUGUGUGAUGUUCCCUGCUCAGGAGAUGGCACCCUCCGCAAGAACUUUGAUGUGUGGGCCAAGUGGAAUCCUGCCAAUGGAGCCAAUCUCCAUGGUUUGCAGCUGAGAAUAGCCCGGCGUGGCUUGGAGAUGCUGGAGGUGGGCGGACGCAUGGUGUACUCUACAUGCUCCCUCAAUCCCCUUGAGAAUGAAGCUGUGAUUCAGCGUCUCCUUAUCGAGGGCAGUGGCUCCAUCAGGUUGCUGGAUGUAACAGAGCAGCUACCUGGACUCAAGUUUAUUCCUGGCCUUGAAGAAUGGACCCUGAUGAACAGAGAGAUGGAAGUGAUAAAGACUGUGGCAGAUAUUCCCCUAAAGAACACCAACCUCUUCAACAAGCACCUGUUCCCACCAGCACCAGAGGAUAGAGAGAAGCUCAAUCUCCGUAGAUGUAUCAGGAUCUUACCACACCAGCAAGACACAGGCGGCUUCUUUGUGGCCGUUCUGGAGAAGGUGAAGCCUUUGCCUGGAGAGAAGGUGUACAAGCCAAGUGAGCAAACAGAGCAGAAGGACGAGUCACACAAAACUCAGAGGAUUAAGGAACCACCUAAGAAGAAGCGAAGACAGGGGUUCAAGGAGGCUCCCUACUACUACUUCGAGGACGAUGAAGUUGUGUGGCCAGGCAUUAAUGACUUCUAUGCCAUUCGGGAAGAGAUUGGGCCAGGCCUCUUCCUCAGCCGGACCAAGGAGGGCAAGAAGAGGAACCUUUACUUCACCAACAGCCUUGUCAAGGAUAUUGUCAACUUGAAUCAAGAAGACAUUAAGAUUAUCAACACUGGUGUCAAGGUGCUUGUCAGGAGUGAUAACAAGGGCACGCCAUGCGACUUCAGGCUUGCACAGGAUGGAUCUGCAGUGCUGCUGCCUCUCAUAACUAAACGCAAGAUCACUGUCACAAGGGAAGACCUGGUAAUCAUGUUGCAAAAUGACGACAUGGAAAUGCCACCAGAAAUCACGACUCUUGAUCCAAAGACACAAGAACAAUGCACAGAGUUGUGUACAGGUGCAAUAGCCUUCCUGUUCAAGGACGAAGAUCUGACCAUAGAGCUGGUGGGUUGGAAGGGCAACAGGUCUGUCCGUGCGUACGUGGCAAAGCAUGACCGUCUCCACUAUCUUAGACUCUUAGGUGCAGACACUUCAAAGUAUGAGAAGAAUAAAUUCCAAGAACAGAGAGACCUGGAAGCCAAGAGUGCUGCUAGUGAGAACAACGGUGAUAUGUCACUUGGCAAUGAAAACAGUGAUGGCAUAGACAUGACGAAUGAUGAAACUAUAAAAGAGAAUAGCAGUGGUGAAAAUGGCUCCGACACAAAUGGUGAAAACGUUAUAGAAGCUGAAGAAAAAUAGACUUUCUUCCUUUUUGUCUUCUUUUCUUUUUUCUUUUUUGUAAUAGAUAGUCAUGGUAAUUAAUGUUAUACCCAAAUUCUGUUGUAUUUUUGUGCUUUAGAGUUUGUUUUUUAUAAUACAUUUGUGAACAAAAAGAUGGAAACACAAGGAGAAGGAAAUUUUUAAUUAAAAGUGUUUUCUUUUCUUUAUAUUUUUUUCUAUUAUGCAGCACAUCUUAACAAUUGUGAGAGUUAUUAUAUUGUUCACCAUUAUGGUAUAAGGAAACACUUUUUAUGGAUAUUUUGCAAUAAAGUAUUAAUUAUAUAUA
Molecule: messenger RNA, 2614 nt
Organism: Penaeus vannamei (Pacific white shrimp)
Lineage: Eukaryota; Metazoa; Arthropoda; Malacostraca; Decapoda; Penaeidae
Gene: Nsun2
Product: tRNA (cytosine(34)-C(5))-methyltransferase Nsun2
Biological process (GO): tRNA methylation
Cellular component (GO): nucleus; cytoplasm
Molecular function (GO): tRNA binding; tRNA (cytidine-N5)-methyltransferase activity
Source: RefSeq, a predicted model, not a curated record